Symsagittifera roscoffensis is the source of this 4818-nucleotide messenger RNA. RefSeq names its product inositol hexakisphosphate and diphosphoinositol-pentakisphosphate kinase 2-like. Gene Ontology annotation, cellular component: cytosol. Gene Ontology annotation, molecular function: inositol hexakisphosphate kinase activity; diphosphoinositol pentakisphosphate kinase activity; 5-diphosphoinositol pentakisphosphate 1-kinase activity. The transcript is spliced from 24 exons. Lineage: Eukaryota; Metazoa; Xenacoelomorpha; Acoela; Convolutidae. The coding region runs from base 135 to 4745 and encodes 1536 amino acids. Gene Ontology annotation, biological process: inositol phosphate biosynthetic process; inositol metabolic process. The record is from RefSeq and is a predicted model, not a curated record.
UAAUGUGAAACUCAACAGAAAAAAGUUCUCUGGCAUCGGAGGUUAUUCCUCUUCAGUUGAAUCGAAAGUAGUGAACCAAUAAAAAUGUAAUCCAGUCACAAUUCAAGGCAAAACAGGAUUAAACGAAUUGCAAGAUGGCUUCCAAUGUGCUGGAGGAAGAUGCAAUCCAGUCGAAAAUAGUCUACAAUAAACAGAAGUCAGACACCGACAUGGUUUCCAUAUCUGUUCCGGGAUGUGGCUUCAAACCCGUCCAAGCGAGUCCAGUGCCGGGACAAGGAGAGGAUGAAGAGGGAUCAUGUGACCUGGAGUUCAUGGACAACAGUUGUGAUGGAGAAGGUGCCAUUAAACAGGCCAAUAGUGAGGAAAGUCUGGGCAGUAAUAGCGAAAAAGUCCAUACUGAUGUCACAAGAACGCCUCUUGCUCUGAAAUCAAAACCGAUUACUAUAUCACUUCAAAGACCGUCUAUGUCGAAUGAUUUGAACACAGUUACCAUCCCAACUAAAGAAACCUUGAACCCUCUCCAAUCGGAGUCUGGUGGCGUUGACGAAUAUCGGUCACAAACUAAAUUCAAAAAGUAUGUGUCCAAUUUCCGUGAAAACAACUCGGAUCGGUCAAUUAAUGUGGGGAAAAGUGAGUUGGCAGUCUCCUCAGAGAAGUUUUUUGCGAAUCUGGAAUUGCCUGUGUGUGCACCUCUGAGUAGCUCUGUGCCAACUUCGUCAUAUGGAGAUCAGGAAGAUGUGGACCAGGAGCUGAUGCAGUACACGAGUGCAAUUGACGAUACUGGCCAACUACAGACUCGGCGAAACCUCGAGAUAGCAGCCCGCACUCUGCGAAACGCACAGCACAACCUAACUUCUCAAAUCCCAAUGGACCCAUCAGGCAUCACCAAGGAGCUCUCACCUGGCGACAGGGCUGUCAAUUUAGAUCCCUCGUCAUCAGCUGCUGGGGCGCUGGUGGCAGCGACAGGCUCUGGCUCCAACAUCCCGAGUCCUGUUGGAAACUCUGUUGGAAGUAGUCUGCCCCCAAGUGCUCCCCUUUCGAGGGCCAGUUCGAGGAGUGAUGCGGACGGAAUCACAGACGAGGAUGAGAUAGACGAGAUCCCCGCUAUAUCACUUGGCAUCUGUGCCAUGCAGAAGAAGACGGACUCGAAGCCCAUGAAGCAGAUCUUGACUAGACUCAAGGUGUUCGACUACCUCAACAUCGUCAUAUUCCAGGAAGAUGUCAUUCUGAAUGAGCCGGUAGACAAGUGGCCAGUAGUGGACUGUCUAAUCUCGUUCUUCUCAACUGACUUUCCACUGGACAAAGCGAUAGAAUACGUCAAACUCAGACAGCCAUUCUGCCUCAACGACCUCACAAUGCAGAAAGUACUCUUCGAUCGCCGAGAAGUGUACAAGAUUCUGCAGAAAGAAGGUCUUCCAGUUCCAAGGUACGCAGUCUUGGACAGGCGGGAUCCGAACUUCUCCGAUGAUCAGGUGGUAGAGGACGAUGACCAGAUCACAAUAAAUGGAAAGGUGUUCAAGAAGCCAUUUGUUGAGAAGCCAAUGGAUGCAGAGGAUCACAACGUCACUAUAUAUUUCCAGAGUUCAGCUGGGGGAGGCUGUCAACGUCUAUUCAGGAAGAUUGGCAGUGUGAGCAGCACUUACUCCUCAGACAGCACAGUACGCAAACAAGGCUCCUAUAUCUACGAGGAGUUCAAACCAACAGACGGAUGUGAUGUCAAAGUGUACGCUGUGGGGUCCGAGUAUGCUCACGCGGAGGCACGCAAGGCCCCCGGUCUGGACGGGAGAGUGGAGAGGGAUACGAACGGGAAGGAAGUGCGAUACCCUGUGCUACUGUCCCAUUUUGAAAAGUUCAUUGCUCGCACAAUUUCACUGGCCUUCAAACAAACUGUGUGUGGCUUCGACUUGUUGCGCGCGAAUGGAAAGUCAUUCAUUUGUGAUGUGAAUGGGUUUAGUUUUGUCAAGAACAACUCAAAGUACUACGAUGACUGUGCCAAGAUCAUCAGCACAAUUUUGCUGAAGCACAUGGCGCCUGACUUCAACAUCCCCCUGCACCUGACAGUGUUAAACGAGGAAAUCCCGGUGGUGCCCACUACAAGGGGAACUAUGAUGGAACUGAGGUGUGUGAUAGGAGUUAUACGUCAUGGCGACCGACAACCCAAGCAGAAGAUGAAGAUGGAGGUGUUCCACCAGUCGUUCUUCGACCUGUUUGCUAAGUUCGGCGGUUCGUUCACUGUGGCGACUAAGAGUAAGAUCAAACUAAAGCAGCCGAGGGAGCUGCAGGCCAUCCUGGACACAGUACUCAGUCUUCUGGAGGCCUCCGAGAACAAGGACUCCGAACUGAAGGAGAAUCUGCACAAGCUGGAACAGCUCAAGAGCGUGCUUCAAAUGUAUGGCUACUUCUCAGGCAUCAACAGGAAGGUCCAGAUGAAGUGUCUCAAAAACAAACCAAAAGCAUCAUCAAGUGAAGAUGAGCGCACGGUGAACCAGCAGUCGAUCCUGUUAAUUGCCAAAUGGGGAGGGGAGUUGACUCCGCUGGGAAGAGUGCACGCGGAGGCAUUGGGUAAAGCAUUUCGCUGCAUGUACCCUGGAGGCUCUUCCUACAAUGACGAUGGAUCUGGUUUGUUGAGACUGCACUCCACCUUCAGACAUGACCUCAAGAUCUACGCUUCGGAUGAGGGAAGAGUUCAAAUGACGGCAGCUGCCUUUGCUAAGGGCUUACUAGCACUAGAUGGGGAGUUGACACCUAUUCUAGUGCACAUGGUGAAAUGUGCAAAGACGAAUGCACUGCUGGAUCACGACGAGUCCACAGACGAAGCAGGAGACCCGAUCGCUUCACAGGAAGAUAUCAAGGUCAAACUGAAGAGACUGUUUGGUAAAGACGAGAAAUUCACUGCAGAAGACGCCGAGGCGCUGGCGCCCACAGGUAGCCAUUCUUUACGGAAUUCAAUUGAGGUGAUCGGCAACCCAGUGCAGCUAUGUGAGAGUGUAUACCAAAUGAUUCAGAAGGUUGCCGCCCAGAUCAGGCACUGGGCAGUUGUGCCAAACAAAUUCCAGAACUUGACACUAUACAACAGUGAGUCGUUUGAAAUGAUGGCACGCAGGUGGAGUAAACUGGAGAAGGACUUUAAGACGCGCUGUUCAGACAAGCACCACAACGUCCACUGUAUCCCGGGGGGUAGUGGGGGAGGGGAAGUGGAGUACAUGUUCGACAUCUCCAAGAUUCCAGACAUCUACGACUGCAUCAAAUACGACGCACUCCACAACUCACACCUCCCCCUUCCAUGUCAGAAUGAGUUGUAUGCUGCGUCCAAGGCACUCGCUGACGUUAUCGUUCCCCAGGAGUACGGGAUGACGGCAAAUGAGAAGUUCAAGAUAGCGUUGAAGCUGUGCACUCCUCUGCUGCGAAAGAUCAGGUGUGAUUUGCAGAGAAAUCUCGACCAAUCGGCCUACAGACUGCAUCCAAAGUACUCUGAGAACAUUUUGACGCCCAACAGACAAGUGCGCACCAGACUCUACUUCACGAGUGAGAGCCACAUCCACUCACUCGUGAACAUCAUCCGCUAUGGGGGACUGUUCCCGGAUCCGGACAAGGAGUGGGCGGCCGCAGACAAGUACCUGUCCACUGUCACUGAACUUAACUACCUCUCCCAUUUAGUUUUUCUUCUAUACGAGGAUCCAACCAAAGAUCUGAAAUCGGAGGAGCGCUACAAAUUGGAAGUGCAAUUUAGUCCAGGCAUCCGAUAUUGGGAAGAGACCAGUUCGUACCCUAUUGGAUCCAAGUUCUAUCCAAAGUCACCGCCCAAUAUCCACGAGACCUCUGCGAAAGAGAUCCUGAGCUACUCCUCGUCUGCAAAAACGCACACAUCGGCUCCAGCGAGCAGUAAGAAACACGCUAUACACACCCUUAAAGUGACUCCGGCUGCCGGGUCAUCCUCCACUUCAGAUCUGACCAACAUCCAGCAAAGAGGUCGCCACAGAUCUGUUGAGAACCUGCAACGCAGAAGCAGCAGUGGUAAUUCCAACGGCACAACAGUUAGAGUGGGGGCUUCUGAUGCUGCGGGGGCGGCUGCGCCACAGAAACCCUCACCAGGGCAUGUCAGUAGUGCAAAUGCACCGGCUUCAACCUCUACAAAACGAACUGUGACGAAGAACACUACUAGGAAGAAAGAUGGCGCCAAGACUGUCGCAGGUCGCAAUCUAGCAAAAAACGCUCGAGCAGCUGCCACAGGUUGUCCAAAUGAUUCAUCCAAAGGCUCCUCCUCGGGUGCUGUAAGUAGUAGCAGAGGCAGCGGAGCCUCCAAAGCCGCCAGCAGCAGUCAGUGUGCUGUGAAUAAAGUGUACCCCCCUACAAUGGUUUGUUUCAAAAUCGCCUUUUUGUCUGGAAACGUGAAUUCGGGCAGUGCUCCCAAUCUGAGCUCAAUAUACCAAGAGAAAAUGAGGAGAGAGAACAUGCUGCCCACGGCAAUAAUAACUUCCAAGCUACUCAAAGACUUCUGCCCCGUGGAAGUUCUACACAAUAAUCUCAACGUUGGUCAGCUAGAGAGGUUUCUUGACCACGUGACUGAAAAUAGAGAGGGAGUGAAGACGCCGCCCAUGUUCCCCCACUCACAAGUGGGUAUCGUAGCAGGGGGCAGGUCAGAGACGAUAAUCGAAGAAACGGACUCUAAAAUUAGAGAGUUCUGUGGCGGGGAACACGAAGAAACCACGAAAGUAAAUCCAAGUCCCCUGCCCAAAUUAAACUGAUCUAUGGGAAAUUAGUUGUCAAAUUUGUAUUCUGUUUCGUAUCAAAUUAUGAAUUAACUUUAUUUUGCGAAUA